AUGGAUAUCGAAGAUAACAAUGAAAUUCCGGAUGUUGCAGAUCAAAAUAAAAAUGAGGAUAUUCCAAACGUAGGUAGCAGCAUAUUGACGAAGAAAGAAAGAGGACAAAGAAAAGCGACUGAUAAAAUGGUUUUGGACACAAAGAAUAUUUUAACUGAACUGAAAGUGAAAGAUAUGGUCACUAUAGCCAUUCCAAAAGUGGAUCGCGGUCCACUGGAUACAAAAAACAUAAUAGGAACCAUUUUGAGGGUUAAAGAUUGCAGUCGUAUUACGGGAAUGGGAUCAGAAUUCGAUGACGAUAAUUUACUUAAGGCAGUUGAAAAUAAUGAAAUUAACGAAAAUGAUAUUAUCGAAAUUCAAGAGGAAGCGGGUUCUUCAAAAAUAAAGGUGCCACAAAAAUUAAACUAG
Messenger RNA from Psylliodes chrysocephalus, 408 nucleotides. NCBI's taxonomy places the organism in Eukaryota, Metazoa, Arthropoda, Insecta, Coleoptera, Chrysomelidae. The record is from the annotation of a GenBank genome assembly.